Messenger RNA from Teleopsis dalmanni, 1265 nucleotides. It is a transcript of the gene Vsp37A, whose product is annotated as vacuolar protein sorting-associated protein 37A. Lineage: Eukaryota; Metazoa; Arthropoda; Insecta; Diptera; Diopsidae. Gene Ontology annotation, cellular component: ESCRT I complex. The coding region runs from base 180 to 1166 and encodes 328 amino acids. Gene Ontology annotation, biological process: protein targeting to membrane; ubiquitin-dependent protein catabolic process via the multivesicular body sorting pathway; protein targeting to vacuole. The transcript has 5 exons. The record is from RefSeq and is a predicted model, not a curated record.
UUUGGUCAGAAUAAUUUCGGAUUUAAUUCUGCUGUGUCGUUUUAACAGAUCUGUGGGAGAGUGGUUUAAAAAAUAAUUUAUUGUCAAGUUAAUACUAGUGAAAAAAAAAAUAAAACUAAAUGAUUUUUAUAUAAUAGAAUGCAAUAGAAAUCGCCGCAUAAAAUAAUUAACAAAAAAAUAUGAUUCCUCGCCAACAAUUUGGUAAUUUAGACAUCCGAAAACGACAAAUUGACACCUUAAAAAUAUUUAAUGAUAAUGUUACUGAAAUCACAGAAUUUGAGGAAUAUAAUGUGGCCUUUGAAUCCGGAGGUAGAAAUUUCACUUUAAUUGUUCAAUUAGGAGCAAAUUAUCCAAAUGAAAGGCCAAAAUUUUCAAUAUCACCAAUUAUACAGCAUCAUUGGGUUAACGUUACUACUGGAGAAAUAGAAGCUGCACCAGGUUUAGUAAAUUAUUCACAUCAUUCUGAUUUGGGCCGUAUAGUUCAAGCUGUAAUACGUGAAUUUGAACGAUAUACACCCACAGUAAUUAAUUCUAUCAGCCCAGUUAACUUACCGCAGCAAGGAAAUAGCACAACAAUACUUUCAACUCAAAUGCCAACAGCCAAAUCGCUUGACAAUAGCAAGGAUAGUUCUCCAAUUGAAUUUUCUAGUAAAUUGAAUGAUAGCAACUUACCGAAUCUCUCAAAUCUUUCUUUGGAUGAACUUAAACAAUUAGAUAAUGAUCCACAGUUUUUUGAAGAUUUUAUCGAAGAACUUUCAGUAGUACAACAUUUAAAUGAGGACCUUGAUUCAAUGAUAAAUCAAGUGGAAAUUAUAUCACGUGAAAAUGAGUCCAAAGAAUCACACCUAGUUGAACUUAAAAGAAAAUUAAGUGACGAUGUAACAGCGCUUAAAAAUUUGGGUGAAAAAUGUGAUCAAUUAAAUAAAAAGUACUUAAAAAAGGCAGAGGAUUUUGCUCCACAGCAUAUAAGGGAACUGCUGCAAAUAGCUGCGUCUAAUUCUGAUACGGAUUGUGAUCGUCAUGUAGAACAGUUUCUCAAUGGAAAAAUUGAUGUUCAAACAUUUUUAAAUAGUUAUACAUGUUCAAAAAAACUAAGCUCAGAAAGAAAAGCAAAAGAAGAGCGUUUAGGGCAACAACUAAGUGCUUUGGAACGUGCAGGCAUUUAAGUAAUAGUUUUCUCUAAAUUAACGUUGAUACAAAUUUUAAUGAUGCAAUAUUAUGCUCAAAAUGUAAAAAAUGCUUUCAUCGUAUCUCGUUUAAUGUUA